AAAUGAAACAAAUUUUUGUGAAAUGGGAUGAUUUUUGUUAAUGUGCACAGAUAAUUUUCUCUGUUUGGCAUUUGGUUGGUUGAUACCGAACAUACUGACACCCGCACGCAUUAAGUGUAUCAGAUUGCUUAAUGUUGUAAAUAAAUUGGCCACUGAAAAAAAUCUCACACUUCAGUUUACAUUUAAACGCGAAAGAAAUUGGUUCAACACAUAAACGGCUGUUCGAUUGAUUCAAUUAAAACUCAUUAAUCAAGUGUUUUGGUUUGCGUGUGUUACAUUGUGUAAUUCGAAGAGAUUUUUAAAAAAAGGACACGCGCUUUUCGUUCAAAACAGUUCCUUUUCGUUGAGUACCGUGUUUUUUUUUUACCGAAACGUGUUCUUUUCAAAAGGAUGUCUUUUGAUCAGGAAUUAAUUAGCAUGAGUCCCGAAGAUGUUUUAUCGGUCGAUUCGCAAAAGGCGAAACGUUUUCUUCGUACGCCCAAGUGUGCAAGGUGUCGAAAUCAUGGUGUCAUCUCAUGCUUGAAAGGUCACAAAAAAUUAUGUCGAUGGCGAGAGUGUGUUUGUCCCAAUUGCCAACUGGUUGUAGAACGGCAACGCAUCAUGGCAGCUCAGGUGGCCCUAAGACGUCAGCAAACCUCUCAAGAUAUAAAAGGGAUUGUUGAUAUAGCAAAAGCCCAUUCGAUGGAAAAACUAUUGGCACAAAAGCGGGUCUAUCAAAAGCAUUUACGCAACUUACAACAAUCAACACUUGCACGGAACAUUUUACAAGGCUACAAACGAUGCCCUAUGUACGUGUCACCAUUAACGGAACGAAUGCGAAAAGCAUUCGCUGACAAUGAAUUAGAGAAUACCUCACAUUUGUUUUCGUUGCCGCCGCCGCCGCCACAGCCACCAUCAUCUUCUUCAUCUGUCAGCAAUUUAUCAUCACCAUACACACACUUGACGAUACCAACGGUGUCGCUAACCAUGCAUUCACCUAGUGUCAUCGACUACAAUACAAUACAACAAUCGAUGAGAACAAACGAUUGCGAAACGGUCGAAUACAUGCGAAAUACAUCACCAAUUCACCUACCACUAACGCCCACAUCCACAUCAUCGUCGUUAUCAACUUCAACAAUGGACAGUUAUCGAUCGAGCACAGAAGCAUCACCGAAACGAAUUCGAAUAAUUGAUGAUGCCAAACUUGCCAAUAUGGAAAACAAUGAGUCGCUGAUUUAUAAUCUUUCGACAAACGAUGCUAACAACCACCAUUGUAUCGGCAACAGCACAAAACCAAAACUUUCGUUUUCCAUUGAGUCUAUUAUUGGGAUUAAAUAAAACUUAUCACGUAGGCAAAGCCAUGCACAGUUUUCAUCUCUCUCAA
Messenger RNA from Contarinia nasturtii (swede midge), 1363 nucleotides. RefSeq lists its product as uncharacterized. Gene Ontology annotation, molecular function: RNA polymerase II cis-regulatory region sequence-specific DNA binding; DNA-binding transcription factor activity, RNA polymerase II-specific. The transcript has 4 exons. Gene Ontology annotation, biological process: regulation of transcription by RNA polymerase II; sex differentiation. Lineage: Eukaryota; Metazoa; Arthropoda; Insecta; Diptera; Cecidomyiidae. Bases 391 to 1317 code for a protein of 308 amino acids. Gene Ontology annotation, cellular component: nucleus. The record is from RefSeq and is a predicted model, not a curated record.